This is a messenger RNA of Zingiber officinale, 5309 nucleotides long. RefSeq lists its product as uncharacterized. The transcript has 24 exons. The coding region runs from base 265 to 5091 and encodes 1608 amino acids. Gene Ontology annotation, biological process: autophagosome assembly. NCBI's taxonomy places the organism in Eukaryota, Viridiplantae, Streptophyta, Magnoliopsida, Zingiberales, Zingiberaceae. Gene Ontology annotation, cellular component: autophagosome membrane. Gene Ontology annotation, molecular function: protein binding. The record is from RefSeq and is a predicted model, not a curated record.
GCGUCUAUAUGAAAAUUGCACUUUCCACCCUUUUUCCUCCGUCUCCAUUUCUGAUGUCACAGGAGCUCUUCCUCUACCGGCGACUGCGAGAUCUCACAUCAAUUUCUUCGAUCCUUGUGGUCUCAUGGUAGAUCUGACCCUCCUCGCUGCCUCGAUUCUCAAAUAAACACCGUGAGGGGUCUUGUAGAUCUGCUGGAGGAGGAAGAGGAGGCGAAGGUGCGGAGAAGAAGGCUGGAGAGAGAUACUUAGUGUCUGAAUACAGGAAUGGAGUGGGAGACGGUGCAUCAUCUGGACCUGCGCCACGUUGGUCACGGCCUCAAGCCCCUUCAGCCCCACGCCGCAGUCUUCCAUCCGUCCCAAGCCCUCAUCGCCGUCGCCGUUGGUACCUACAUCAUUGAAUUUGAUGCUCUUACAGGAAGCAAGAUUUCUUCAAUUGAUAUUGGUUCUCCUGUUGUUCGCAUGUCAUAUAGUCCUACCAGUGGACAUGCUCUAAUUUCCAUCCUUGAGGAUUGUACAAUCCGGUCAUGUGAUUUUGACACUGAGCAGACUCUUGUGUUACACUCACCUGAGAAGAGAUCAGAGCGUAUUUCAGUGGAUGCAGAAGUCAACUUUGCAUUGACACCUCUACAGCCUGUUGUAUUUUUUGGUUUUCACAAACGGAUGAGUGUGACAGUGGUUGGCACAGUUGAGGGAGGUAGACCUCCAACAAAAAUAAAAACAGAUCUUAAAAAGCCUAUUGUCAACCUUGCUUGUCAUCCACGACUUCCUGCUUUGUAUGUGGCUUAUGCUGAUGGCUUGAUUCGGGCCUAUAACAUUCAGACAUAUGCUGUCCACUAUACCCUGCAACUGGAUAAUACAAUUAAGCUCUUGGGUGCAAGUGCUUUUGCUUUUCAUCCAACCUUGGAAUGGAUAUUCGUUGGUGAUAGAAAGGGCACACUUUUGGCUUGGGAUGUCUCAACUGAUAGGCCUAAUAUGAUUGGAAUUACACAGGCUGGAUCUCAUCCUAUAACAUCCAUUUCAUGGCUUCCUAUGGUGCGGCUUCUUGUUACUGUAAUGAAGGAUGGCACACUGCAAGUUUGGAAGACUCGCGUGAUUGUUAAUCCAAAUAGACAGCCUAUGCAGGCAACUUUUUUUGAACAUGCAGCAAUUGAGAACAUUGAUAUUACUAAGAUUUUAUCUCUUCAAGAAGGAGAAGCCGUCUAUCCUGUACCACGAAUUAGAAGUCUGGCUGUUCACCCAAAGUUAAAUUUGGUGGCCUUAUUGUUUGCAGAUAUGAUGAGUGAGAUGAGUGCAAAAAAUAGAGCUGCCUAUACAAGAGAGGGAAGAAAACAACUAUUUGCUGUCCUUCAAAGUGCAAGAGGUUCUAAUGCUGCUGUCCUGAAGGAAAAGCUUUCCGCUUUAGGUUCCUCGGGUAUGCUAGCAGAUCACCAGCUUCAAGCUCAGCUUCAAGAGCAUCACUUCAAGGGACAAGGUCAGCUAACAAUUUCAGAUAUUGCAAGGAAGGCAUUUCUUCAUAGUCAUUUUAUGGAAGGACAUGCUAAAAGUGGCCCUAUAUCUCGUUUGCCUGUCAUUACCAUCUCAGAUGCCAAAAAUCAACUGAGAGAUGUUCCUGUUUGUCAGCCUUUCCAUUUGGAAUUAAAUUUCUUCAAUAAAGAGAAUCGUGUCGUUCAAUAUCCUGCUAAAGCAUUUUAUCUUGAUGGAUUCAACCUCAUGGCUUAUAAUAUUGCUUCUGGAGGUGAUAACCUAUACAAGAAACUAUACUCCAUGAUUCCUGGAAAUGUUGAGUGUUCUCCCAAGACAAUGAUUUACAGUGCGAAGCAGCAUCUAUUUCUUGUUGUCUUUGAAUUGAGUGCUGCUAAUGGUGUUGUUCAUGAAGUUGUUCUUUACUGGGAACAGACAGAUAUUCAGUCAAUUAAUACUAAAGGAACUUCUGUAAAAGGUCAAGAUGCAGCUUUUUUGGGCCCUGGUGAAAACCACUAUGCUAUUCUAGAUGAAGAUAGAACUAGCCUUUCUCUAUAUAUUUUGCAAGGAGCAACUUCUCAAGAAGCCAAUGAAAAAAAAGGAGCCAAUGAGAAAAAUGGAUCACUGGAUGAAAACUCAUUUACAGAGUCUAAUGUUGCCUCAAAUCAAGGGCCUCUUCAAUUUUCUUUUGAAACAGAGGUUGAUCGCAUAUUCUCAUCUCCAUUAGAGACAACUCUGUUGUAUGUUAUAUCUGGUAAGCACAUUGGACUAGCCAAACUGCUUCAGGGAUAUCACCUAUCAAAUGAUGAUGGACAGUAUAUUUCAACAAAAACUGAUGGAAAGAAGUUCAUUAAGCUGAAACCAAAUGAAACUGUUCUUCAGGUUCACUGGCAAGAAACUCUUAGAGGUCAAGUUGCUGGAAUACUAACUAGUCAUAGAGUUCUAAUCUGUUCGGCUGAUCUGGAUAUUCUAUCCAGCAGUUCAGCCAAAUUUGAUAGAGGAUUUCCAUCAUUCCGGUCCCUUUUAUGGGUUGGUCCAGCACUUCUCUUUUCAAGCACUACUGCAGUUAGCGUUCUCGGAUGGGAUAGCAAAGUCCGAACUAUUAUUUCGAUUAGUAUGCCUUAUUCUGUCUUAAUUGGUGCUCUGAAUGAUCGCAUACUGCUCGUAAAUCCUACAGAGAUAAAUCCUAGGCAGAAAAAGGGUGUUGAAAUACGUAGUUGUCUUGUAGGGCUACUUGAGCCCCUUCUAAUUGGAUUUGCUACCAUGCAACAACACUUUGAGCAGAAGCUUGAUCUUGCUGAGGUCUUAUAUCAAAUAUCCACAAGGUUUGACAGUUUGCGUAUUACUCCAAGGUCCCUGGAUAUUUUGGCUAAAGGCUCUCCUGUCUGUGGUGAUCUUGCCGUUUCUUUAUCCCAAGCAGGUCCCCAGUUUACACAGGAGCUGCGUAGUAGCUAUGCAACCAAAGCUCUCCGCUUUUCUACUGCGCUGUCAGUUCUGAAGGAUGAAUUUCUUAGAUCGAGAGAUUAUCCUCAGUGCCCUCCCACUUCUUAUCUAUUCCAUCGGUUUCGGCAGUUGGGAUAUGCUUGUAUUAAGUAUGGUCAGUUUGACAGUGCAAAAGAGACCUUUGAGGUUAUUGGAGAUUAUGAAAGCAUGCUAGAUCUUUUUGUAUGCCACCUGAAUCCAAGUGCCAUGCGUCACCUUGCGCAAAAACUAGAAGAAGCUGCUAUUGAUUCAGAGCUAAGGCGAGCUUGUGAAAGAAUUUUAAGAGUCCGUUCAACUGGGUGGACACAGGGUAUCUUUGCUAAUUUUGCUGCUGAAAGUAUGAUACCCAAAGGACCUGAGUGGGGUGGAGGAAACUGGGAUAUCAAAACACCAGUCAAUAUGAAGGAUAUACCACAGUGGGAACUGGCAGGUGAGGUUAUGCCGUACAUGAGAACCAGUGAAGCUGGCAUCCCUGCCAUAAUUGCAGAUCAUAUUGGUGUUUAUUUGGGCGUGAUCAGGGGAAGAGGUAAUGUGGUUGAAGCCAAUGAUAAGAGUCUUGUGAAAGUUCUAUCUGCAGUAAGUGGUGUAAACAACUCUACAAUCUCAUUUGAGUCCCAAAUGAAACAGAACACAAAUCUGGUUAGUGAAUCUAAGAAUGAUCCUAUGGUUGAUAAUCUGACCAAGCAAUUGACUGGUGCUACUGCUGCUGACGAGCAGUCAAAGGCAGAGGAAGAGUUCAAGAAAUCCUUGUAUGGUAUUGUUGAUGGUGGUAGUAGCGAUGAAGAUGAGGCAACAGCAAAAACUAAAAAGAUUCAUAUAAGAAUCCGUGAUAAGCCUGCUGCACCUACAGUUGACGUCAACAAGCUCAAGGAAGCUACGAAACAGUUAGGUUUGGUCCCUUCUAUGAGGGCCAAACCAUUAUCUGGGCCAUCGCAAGAUUUUUCGUCUACUUCACCUGAGCCAGGCUCUGAUAAUAAUUCAAAUGUACCAAAAACUGCUGUUGAGAUGUUUGGCACUGAUGCAUUACCAACACAAACAACACAGCCUAACUCGACAGUUAUGGGUAUGGGAGUGACAGCUGGACCUAUUCCAGAAGACUUCUUCAAAAAUACAAUUUCAUCACUACAAGUUGCAGCUUCGCUGGCUCCACCAGGAUCAUACUUGCCAAGAGUUGAUCAAAAUCCUCAAGUCAUGGAUAGGAACAGAGUAGCUUUAGGUCAGAAUGUAACGGCUGAUAUUGGGCUUCCAGAUGGUGGGGUACCACCACAAGUAUCACAACAAACCCAAGUUUCUCAGCAAUCUGCCACACCAAUCGAAUCAAUUGAACUUCCUGGUGGGGGAGUUCCUCCACAGGCCCAGAAUUUUCCUCCUCGGGUACCAACCUCUGCACCAGUCGAUCUUAGUUAUCUCGAAGGGUCCAAUUCUGGACUCGAUGCAACUAAAACUCCACCUUCCCAACCUACUGCUGUGCGCCCUGGCCAAGUCCCUCGUGGUGCUGCCGCUUCAGUAUGUUUCAAGACAGGCCUUGCUCACCUUGAGCAGAAUCAACUUUCAGAUGCCUUAUCUUGCUUGGAUGAAGCUUUCUUGGCUCUCGCCAAGGAUCAGUCACGUGGAUCGGAUAUUAAAGCACAAGCAACUAUUUGUGCUCAGUAUAAAAUUGCAGUGGCGAUAUUACAGGAAAUUGCUAGGCUCCAAAAAGUCCAAGGACCUGGAGCACUUAGUGCAAAAGAUGAAAUGGCUAGACUCUCUCGACAUCUUGCCUCCCUGCCCCUCCAGGCAAAACAUCGCAUAAACUGCAUAAGAACAGCAAUUAAAAGAAAUAUGGAAGUUCAGAACUAUGCCUACGCUAAACAAAUGCUUGAUCUCCUCCUCUCCAAGGCACCACCAAGCAAGCAAGAAGAACUGAGGGGUCUGAUUGAAAUGUGCAUACAAAGAGGCUUGUCCAACAAAUCCAUUGAUCCUUUUGAAGACCCCUCUCAGUUUUGUGCUGCCACACUCAGCCGCCUCUCAACCAUUGGACACGACAUUUGCGACCUUUGUAGCUCAAAGUUCUCUGCUCUUUCUACUCCAGGUUGUAUUAUCUGUGGCAUGGGAAGCAUAAAGAGAUCAGACUCUCUUUCUGGCCCAGUUGCCUCGCCAUUUACUUGAAUGCUGAUUUACCUUGAAAAUAAUUUGAGAAAAUAAAUAGUUGUUGUACAUGAAGUGUUUUUGUUGGUUUAACAAGGUAUUACUUGGAGAGGCAUCCAUUUGAUACACUUUCGAUUUUCUGUAGAUGUCUUUCUGUGUGUACUAAAAAUUUGAUUCAUCACAUGGUUUUGAUUUAUCCAUUUAUUAUUGGAUAAGAAUAUGUAUUUCUUUAUGUUUAA